CACACACACACACACACACACACACACACACACACAAAAUAAGAGUUUCCAGUUAGUCUCAUAAACUGAUUCUUUUAUCGCAGAAAUAAGGAUAGGAUAGGAUAAAGAACGAUAAACAAAUGAGAAAACUUCGUUUCUUCUCGUUACAGGGUCAUGAUACCGUAUCAAUGGCUAUGACUUUUGCUAUACUACUGUUAGCCGAACACAAGGAUGUGCAGGAUUGUGUCAGAACUGAAGUCAAUGCUGUAAUGGAAAAAAAUGGAGGAAAACUUACCGUGACAGCGUUACAGAAUCUGUCGUAUCUUGAGAGAUGUUUGAAAGAAACGAUGAGAUUGUAUCCCAGUGUGUUGCUAAUAACACGAACAUUAGUAGAAGACGUAAUGUUAAGCAAGCAAUGAAUAAGUAAAAUAAUAAAUAUUAAAUAAUUACAGCAAUAAUUAGAUACAUCUUACAGAUUUCUUAUCAUAAGCAGUGAAGAAGAUAACAUGUAUAAUAUAGUAAUGAAGUGCUCCCUAUGUAAUAAUGCAAUCUUACGAUCAUGUCAGUGCGCCAAAAGUUGUCGAUGCGUUUAUUGCCCGUUUCAUUUCUAAAUGCAUCGUAAUCGCACCGAAAAUUUAUCAAAAUUAAUAUUCUUUGAUAUAUCAUGAAUUCAGCAACACAGGAUUAACCAAUUUACAAAUUUAAUUUCAUAUGCGGAUACUGGUUUUUACUUAUGUACGUAAUACUUUAUGGAAUAUUCACUUUACACACUCUGCACAUGCUUAUUAGUUAUUCCUUUUUAAUUAAUAAUUACUUCUAUUAGUAUAGUCUGUAAGAUUACUCCAUUGUGCUUUUCAGAAUCGUACUUGGUGCCUGCUGGAGUGGAGUUGUAUAUUGAUAUUUUAUCUC
Messenger RNA from Ooceraea biroi (clonal raider ant), 888 nucleotides. RefSeq names its product probable cytochrome P450 4aa1. Lineage: Eukaryota; Metazoa; Arthropoda; Insecta; Hymenoptera; Formicidae. Gene Ontology annotation, molecular function: iron ion binding; oxidoreductase activity, acting on paired donors, with incorporation or reduction of molecular oxygen; heme binding. The record is from RefSeq and is a predicted model, not a curated record.